Messenger RNA from Camellia sinensis, 998 nucleotides. RefSeq names its product ADP-ribosylation factor 1. The record is from RefSeq and is a predicted model, not a curated record. Lineage: Eukaryota; Viridiplantae; Streptophyta; Magnoliopsida; Ericales; Theaceae. Gene Ontology annotation, molecular function: GTPase activity; GTP binding.
AAUGCAUUUUUAUAAUCCGGGUCAUUUAAGAGAGAGAGAGAGAGAGAGAGAGAGUAGUGAUUCACAUCGCCCCCAAAAUCGCAUCUCGAUCUCUCUCUGUUUGCACUCUUAUUUCAUUCGACUUUCUGUGGAACUUUCGAGCGCGCCGAGCGAUAAGCCAAUAGCUGGAGUGAAGCAGAGAUGGGGCUGACCUUCACAAAGCUGUUAAGCAGGCUUGCCAAGAAAGAGAUACGCAUUCUUAUGGUAGGUCUUGAUGCUGCUGGUAAGACUACCAUACUUUACAAACUCAAGCUUGGAGAAAUUGUCACGACAAUCCCUACCAUCGGAUUCAACGUUGAGACAGUGGAGUACAAGAAUAUUAGCUUCACAGUUUGGGAUGUUGGUGGUCAGGAUAAGAUCCGUCCAUUGUGGAGGCAUUACUUCCAGAAUACACAGGGACUUAUAUUUGUGGUGGAUAGCAAUGACAGGGAUAGAGUUGUUGAGGCUAGGGAUGAAUUGCAUAGGAUGUUGAAUGAGGAUGAGUUGAGAGAUGCUGUUUUGCUUGUGUUUGCUAACAAACAAGAUCUUCCUAAUGCAAUGAAUGCUGCAGAAAUAACCGACAAGCUUGGUCUUCAUUCUCUCCGACAACGCCACUGGUACAUCCAGAGCACAUGUGCAACCUCUGGAGAAGGGCUUUAUGAAGGGCUGGAUUGGCUUUCUAACAACAUUGCUAGCAAGGCAUAAAGGCUGUCAAGAAUUUUGGGUGCUGCUGGGACUUUUGUUGGUGCAUGGUUAUUAGAUAUCUAGGGUUUUUGUAACAUCUUGGCAAUUCCUAGAGACAAUACUUUCACUUGAAUACUUAAGUGACAUUGUUAUUGUAGCAAGACGAUUGGCUUGAUAUACUUUCUGAAACUAUUGUUUGGUUGUAUCACAGCUACUUUUGGCUAUUACUUUUAUCUGUAAUGAUACUGUUAAUGUCUUGCUAUCUCUUUUAGAUAAUGGGCCACCAUUCUCUCGUA